Messenger RNA from Aspergillus puulaauensis, 2487 nucleotides. RefSeq names its product deadenylation-dependent mRNA-decapping factor PAT1. Bases 1 to 2487 code for a protein of 828 amino acids. Gene Ontology annotation, molecular function: RNA binding. Gene Ontology annotation, biological process: deadenylation-dependent decapping of nuclear-transcribed mRNA; P-body assembly. Gene Ontology annotation, cellular component: P-body. The transcript is spliced from 3 exons. The record is from RefSeq and is a predicted model, not a curated record. Lineage: Eukaryota; Fungi; Ascomycota; Eurotiomycetes; Eurotiales; Aspergillaceae.
AUGUCGUUCUUCGGCUUCGACACAACCCUUCCUAGGGACCGAGCUCCCCAGGGCGGACAGAGGGGGAUUUUCGACACUCCCGACCCGUUCGCUGAGGUCGCCCGCGCCCAAGCAGCGGCGCACCAUAACGACGACGACAAUGUCCUCAGUUUUGAAGAUACCUACGAUGGCCUUGGAGACCAGCUGGACGAGGAUCAGGAUGCCUUCAACCAAGAUACCUUCGGCGAGGUGGACACCGCCCCCGUCGGCAAAGACUUCGACUUCUUUGGGAAGACGGCGCAAGUCUCAGAUGUUAUCGGAGAAGAACAAGUCCGUUUCAACCUGCAGAAUCCUCAAGCACCUGCCGCUGCUCCUGUCACCGAAACCAAGACCACCGUAACCACCGACGUAAGCGCGUUACAGCAGCCAAAGCGAACAGGAUAUGAAAAGUAUAAUGAUCCCGGCUAUAUUCCGGAUCUGCAGGCCAAGUCCAGCGUCUGGGGCCUGCCGAACAAGUCAGAACAACCGGAGCUUCAAGCUAUGUCGCAGACAAGAAAGAUGAUGAGUCUCGAGGAGGUUGAAGCGCAAAUUCGGGGCCAUGGUGUUCCGCCGAUGCCAGGUGGACAUCAAAUACCGCUACUACCUCAGCAAAUUGCCGAGCCCCCUCUUCCUCUCCAGAGGCCUCAGCAGAUUCCCAACCUUCCCGAAGGUUUCUCGCAUGUGCCACCUGAAUAUCUGUCAGCUCAGUAUGGAAGGGGUGUGCCGCCGCAGUUGUUGCAUCCACAGGCAAUGGGCCCGCAGCCUUUCCCUCAUCCGGCUCAUGCUCCUGGCGCCCCCAUGCAUAUCCUUCAAAAUCCUAACGCUCCCCCGCCACACAUCGCGCCUCCACAACCCCCGGCGAUGCCGCUGCGUGGUCAGCAUCCACAACAGGCCCCGCAGCAGCAGCCGGUGCAACCCCCGCAACAACAUGCCCGGGGACAAAGUGCGCAGUUGCCGUUGAUUACCAACCCACAGCAGUUGAUGGAUCUCACGGAAGAACAGCGCGUAGCGUACCUCGUGGAAGAUGCGAAACGUGCAAAGCGAAAUCACAAGAUCUUCCUUCUAUCCAAGGGCAACGGGCUGAUGACCCCCCAAGAUAAAAAUUUCAUCACCCGUAUCCAGCUACAACAACUGGUGGCACAGGCUGGAAACAUGGCUGACACCGAUUCCGAGGCUGUUUUGGCAGAAGACUUCUAUUAUCAAGUGUACAGCCAAAUUCGAGGCGCACCACGGCAACACCCUCAUCAGCCUCUCGGCCACUUUGCACAGACCUAUUUGCUGCAGACUGGCAAUCGCGUCGGUGGCCAUGGAUCCCGCAAGCACGCUCACAGUGGGGAUAAUCACAUGCAGCGUAUGCAGCAACAGGUUCAACGUGCAGUGGAGGCUGCCAAAGCGAAGCCGAAGAACAAGCAACUCAUUAUCGAAGGUAGCUUAGGGAAGAUUUCAUUCGGAAAUGCUAAAGCACCGAAGCCCUCGCUUAACAUCAAACGUCCCGAGAGUUCGGAAGGCGGCAAGUCUACCAAGAAGUUACAGACGGAUCUAAGCCUGAGUGACCGCAAGUCUAUCUUGACGAACCUCGAGGGAGUCUACAGCACUUUGAUGGAAUUGGAAGACAUGGAGCGCACGAUGCCUCCCCCACCCGAUGAGAACGAUCCCGAAACAAUCCAAACACACAUGGAGUGGCGUCAAAAAGUCCGCUCGCUCAAUCAAAAACUGUGGCAGAACCUGAAAGUCAUGGAGGCUAUUGUACCAAACUCCAACACCCCUCAUCCGUUUAUUGCGUUCCUCUCUUACCCCAAGGGUAAGAAGGCCAUUCCACGCAUAUUCCGUCAUAUCGAUCAGGAACAGCGGAUCACCAUUCUCACCAUGAUUGUCGUGCACCUUGACACUCUGGACGUUGUUCAGAGAGCGCACCCUACGCCCGGCGAGCUCCAGCCAUCCCUAGCCGUGAGGGAAGCCAUCGAUCUAUUUUCCCAAGCCGUUAUGCCAAGCCUCCUUGGUUACGUUAGCGAGGCGCCGUUCAAUAUCAUAAUCGGACUCCUUGGCCUGGUCAUUACACAGACCCAUGUGCAAUUUGUUGCUAGGACGCGGAUCGGUCUAGGAAUUUUAACUAUGCUCUUAAGCAGGGCAGAAAUUGUCAAGGAAGCUGGACAAGCGAGCGAGAAUGAUUGGCAACAAUGGGUCGAGAAAUUCAACGUAUUAUUCGAUACGCUCGAGCCUAUUUUUAGCGACAUUUUCCCUAACUCCAUCAAUGCUGGUGAUGAUAUGUAUGUCUGGCAAUUUUUGGCCGCUACUGGAAUUGGAGCAAGUCCGGAACAGCAACAGCGUUUGGUUAUCGCCGUCAAGGACCGCGUUAUGGAAACUGUCACGCACAGCAAGACACUUCCUGCUGACAUGGCUAGCCAACGGCUUGGAAACGUCAAUCUCUUCAUGCGAGCUAUCGGUUUGGAUGUUGAGCUUCUCGGUUAA